Molecule: messenger RNA, 566 nt
Organism: Cylas formicarius (sweet potato weevil)
Lineage: Eukaryota; Metazoa; Arthropoda; Insecta; Coleoptera; Brentidae
Exons: 2
Coding region: 26-550 (174 amino acids)
Source: RefSeq, a predicted model, not a curated record
CGUAGAUAUAUCGAACUCUACGACAAUGUACACAACGAAGAUGGACACUCCGUCAACAUUGAUUUUUGAGUCAACCGAUCCCGCCAGACUUUCCAAGAAAAUGCUGGCGGUAUUUUUAAAAAAUUUAUUCAGGUAUGGGAGGAAAGAGGUGAAGAUUGUGAACAAGAGAGUUCAUUUGUAUUUGAAAUAUUCACCGAAAAAUCAAACGAUUCAGGGAAAAUUAAAAAAUCUUCCCGUCCGAUACCUGAGAGUGGCGGCCGAUGACGAGGAAGAAUUACAAUUAUUAUUGAAGGGGAUGCGUGAAUUCUCGGACGUCAAUUUUUAUGCGGCUGCCAUAGAACAGGACGAACCCGUACCGGCUAAAAAAUUCAAGCCGGCUUCGGAAGAAGAGAAAAUAAAAAUUCUGGAAAACAGAAUUUUAAAAUCAGCCACCACUACGACGACGACCACCACCACUCCCACUACCAGCAAAGUUGAAGAUUUUUGCUUCAUUUUAAACGAUGACGCGGACGAGUUUGAAAGUCAAACAUUUAGUGUAGUUAGUAAAUAAAAAUAAUAAAAAAAUA